AUUCCUGGCCCAGGUGAGGCUACAAGAGGAUCUGAGAGCAGCUGGAGCAUCAGCCAGGCAUCCCCGGGAGUCUGGUCCCCAAUCAGACGAGGGUCUUCACGAUUGGGUUCCUCAUCGGGAGAUUGGAGACGGAUGGGAUGGGAGCAGAGCCCGAGAGAGCGAGAGGACCGUGAGAGAGAGCAAGAGCCCGAGGAAAAGCUGCAGGAGAAGCAGCAGCAGCGUGGACUGGUGAUGGUGGAGCAGAGAGACAUAGGGGGCUGCCCAGGGGUCAGUGGGGAAACACGCCUGCAGGGGCGAGACCCUGGGACAGAGAGAACUGUGGUGGUGCAGCCCCAGAUGCUGAGGGACUGUGGGACAUGGGUGAAGUUCCCUGGGGUGAAGCCCCUUGCCCUGCCUAUGGCCCAGAUCCCUGUGCAGACCCAGGAGGGGUUGGGCUGGCUGGUCGUUGGGGUUCUCCAGGAUAUCGGCUGGGAGGCCCUGUUGGGGAGUGACUGUCUCCCCUUGGGACAGGAUCCAGGCCCCGCUCCUGUAACGGCCGAGGGUUUGAAUUCAAAUCCAGGGAACCAAUUGGCUAGGAUGGAAAUGCCGAGGGGUCCGGUUCGCUGUAUCUACAAGCUCUGUUUUAGACCCUGUUCCUGUCAUCGAAUAAACCUCUGUUUUACUGGCUGGCUGAGAGUCACGUCUGACUGCAAAGUGGGGGUGCAGGACCCAGUGGCUUCCCAGGACCCCGCUGGGGUGGACUCGCUGUGGGAAGCGCACGGAGGGGCAGAGGAUGCUGAAUGCUCCAAGGAGAGACCCAGGAGGUGAAGCUGUGUGAGCUUCUUGCCCUGAACAAGUCUGCUCCAAGGGAGAGGAGGCUCCCCAAAGUCCUGACUGGCUUGGUGGGGAGCAGUUCCAGAGCAUCGCCUGGGGACUCC
Molecule: messenger RNA, 917 nt
Organism: Gopherus flavomarginatus (Mexican gopher tortoise)
Lineage: Eukaryota; Metazoa; Chordata; Testudines; Testudinidae
Exons: 2
Coding region: 133-807 (224 amino acids)
Source: RefSeq, a predicted model, not a curated record